GGGGUCGCCGCCCAGCAGCCCUAGAGGAACCCGGAGGCUAGGAGAUUUGGUGAAGAGACGACGAGAAUGGCCGGGAGAGGAAAGGGGCUGGUUUCGGGGCGGGGCCGAGUCUGUGAGGAGGCGAGGCCUCCCAGAGAGGCUCCAGUGGCCACGUCCCGCGACUCCCCGGAGCAGCCGUCCCGGGAUCGCCGUGUUCACGGCUUCCAGACAUGGCUGAGGUGAAGAACCGGAAGAAGCCGGGGCCCAAGGCAGCCUCUCCGGAGCCCGGGAAGCCGAGCGAGGCCAGAAAGAGCCCUGCGGCCCCGGUAGGCGCGCGCGGGGUCUGGGCGGACCCCCGCACCGGGCUGAGCUUGCUGUCUCUGGGGACGUGUCUGGGCCUGGCCUGGUUUGUAUUUCAGCAAUCGGAAAAGUUUGCAAAGAUGGAAAACCAGUACCAGUUGCUGAAAAUAGAAAACAGUGAAUUCAAAGGACUUCAAAGUAAAAUCAGUUUAAUUUCAGAAAAGCUUGAGUCUACUGAGAGUACCCUGCAGCAAGCUACGUCCUCCAUGUCUUUGAUGACCCAGUUUGAGCAGGAAAUAUCCAGCCUCCAAAGUUUCAUGCAUGACACUGAAAAUAGUGAAGAGGUGCUCUCUCAAAAGAUGCAAACCCUUAAUGAGAAAUUCCAAAAUAUUACAGAUUUCUGGAUGAGAAGCCUUGCAGAAAUAAAUAGUAAUACAGACUUUUUCAAAGCAGAAGCAAAGUAUAUACAUUCUCAAGUUACUGUCCAAAUUAACUCAGCUGAGCAAGGAAUAAAAUUGCUCACAGAGCGGCUAAAUGAUUUGGAAGACAGCACUCGGCGAAAUAUUAGGACGGUGAAAAGACAAGAAGAGGAAGAUCUCGUGCAAGUGCAGGAGCAGCUUGGCUCUGACGCAAAAGCAGUUGAGAAGCUAGAAGAGGAGCAGAAUGCUCUCCUGGCCAGAGAUGAAGAGCUGACCAGUCAACUCUCCAGCUACGGACCCCGAGUUGAAGAAUGCAAGAUGCACCUGCCAGCGAUCGAAAAUGCUGUUCACUCUGUCCUCAGAGUCUCUCAGGACCUGAUGGGAACAGAGAAGAAAGUAGAAAAGCUCACGGGGCAGAUGUUCAGCAUGGAGGAUGACAUGCUGAGAGCCGUGUCUGAAAUAAUGGAGCUGCAGAAGACCCUGGAAGGAAUCCAAUACGAUAACAGCAUAUUAAAGAUGCAAAAUGAGCUAGAUGUCCUAAAGGGGAAAGUGCGUGAUUUUAUGGCAUUUUCAAAUACAAAGGAAAAGGGAACUUUGGAAGAAUAUAAUCUAGAAAAUGAAAUUAGUGAUGAUUUUUAAGUUCACUACAUGUAUUCUGAUGAACCACACAUGAGAUUGUGUCCUUUGUUUCUGACUUACAUUGAUACUUUAUUGGAAAAAAUAAGAUAUCCACACAAAUGGAUUAUCUACAUAAGGCUUUUU
Octodon degus (degu) is the source of this 1460-nucleotide messenger RNA. RefSeq names its product IKBKB interacting protein (gene Ikbip). NCBI's taxonomy places the organism in Eukaryota, Metazoa, Chordata, Mammalia, Rodentia, Octodontidae. The coding region runs from base 210 to 1337 and encodes 375 amino acids. The record is from RefSeq and is a predicted model, not a curated record. The transcript has 3 exons.